GGAACAUGAUUGGCCGUGAAAAAGAUUUACAGAGCAACACUGCCAGUGUGACGACGGGCCGCGUGAAUAAAUAUCCCAAAUCCCUUCAAGAUCAGAAGUUUUCUUUUGGGUAGUUUCUUUCUGAGUUUGGAUUGUGGGGCUUCCAGAACAACAAAAAAACAUGGUCAGCAGAUUUGAACAUCCAGCUGGCAGCUACAAGAAAAUUUUUGAGACUUGUGAGGAGCUUGCUGAACCACUGCCAACAACCGUUACAGGCAGGAUCCCUUCAUAUCUGAGAGGAAGUCUUCUCCGUUUGGGGCCUGGACUUUUUGAGGUUGGGGAUGAGCCCUUCUACCACCUCUUUGAUGGCCAGGCCUUCAUGCAUAAAUUUGACUUCAAGAAUGGCCAGGUCACCUACUUCAACAAAUUUAUCAGGACAGAUGCAUACGUGCGAGCCAUCACAGAGAAACGUGUGGUGAUCACUGAGUUUGGGACAUUUGCAUACCCAGAUCCAUGUAAAAACAUCUUCUCCAGGUUUUUCUCAUAUUUUAAGGGAGUUGAGGUCACCGACAAUUGUUUGGUGAACGUCUACCCAAUUGGAGAAGAUUUCUAUGCUGUGACAGAAACCAACUACAUCACUAAAGUGAACACAGACACCCUGGAGACUCUGAAGAAGGUUGACAUGUGCAACUAUGUGAACAUUAAUGGGGUGACAGCUCACCCUCACAUCGAGGCAGAUGGCACUGUGUACAACAUUGGAAACUGCAUGGGAAAAGGGGCCACACUGGCCUACAACAUUGUCAAGAUACCUCCCACUCAGAAAGAUAAGUCUGAUCCCAUUGAGAAAUCUAAGGUGGUGGUGCAGUUCCCUAGUGCUGAGAGGUUCAAGCCGUCAUAUGUGCACAGUUUUGGUAUGUCGGAGAACUAUUUUGUCUUUGUGGAAACUCCGGUGAAAAUCAACCUGCUAAAGUUUCUGAGUGCCUGGAGCAUCCGAGGCUCCAACUACAUGGACUGCUUUGAGUCCAAUGAGGCCCAGGGAACCAAUUUCCACAUUGCCAAGAAAUCCCCUGGUGAGUACAUUGAUCUGAAGUUCAAAGGAGCAGCAAUAGGAAUGUUUCACCACAUCAACACCUACGAGGACGAUGGAUUUCUGGUUGUGGACCUGUGUGCCUGGAAAGGCUUUGAGUUUGUCUACAACUACCUCUGGCUGGCCAACCUGAGAGCUAACUGGGAUGAGGUGAAGAAGGCCGCCAUGAUGGCCCCCCAGCCAGAGGUGCGCAGAUAUGUCAUUCCCCUGGACGUCCACAAGGAGGAGCAGGGAAAAAAUCUGGUCAGUCUGCCGUACACCACGGCCACUGCAACGAUGCACUCUGACGGGAUGGUGUGGUUGGAGCCUGAGGUGCUGUUUUCUGGACCUCGGCAAGCUUUCGAGUUUCCUCAGAUCGACUACAAAAGACACGGAGGAAGGAACUACACCUAUGCCUAUGCUCUGGGUCUGAACCAUUUUAUACCAGACAGGAUCUGCAAGCUGAAUGUGAAGACCAAAGAGACGUGGGUGUGGCAGGAGCCUGACUCUUAUCCCUCCGAGCCUCUGUUUGUGCAGAAUCCUGAUGGGGUGGAUGAGGACGACGGAAUUCUGCUUACUAUAGUGGCAGCUCCCGGAGCCCAGAAGCCCGCCUACCUCCUCAUCCUCAACGCCAAGGAUCUGUCGGAGGUCGCCAGAGCAGAAGUGGAUUAUUCCAUUCCUGUCACCUUCCAUGGGAUGUACAAACCCUGAUGAUCCGUUUCUGUCCUGUACAAUGCAAAAGAGUGUUGGAACAAAAAAAAAAGAUGAUAAAAUAUCCCAGUGCUGGAAAAUAAAAAUAUUCUAGAGAGAAAA
Oryzias latipes (Japanese medaka) is the source of this 1858-nucleotide messenger RNA. RefSeq names its product retinoid isomerohydrolase RPE65 a (gene rpe65a). The record is from RefSeq and is a predicted model, not a curated record. Gene Ontology annotation, biological process: zeaxanthin biosynthetic process; retinal metabolic process. NCBI's taxonomy places the organism in Eukaryota, Metazoa, Chordata, Actinopteri, Beloniformes, Adrianichthyidae. Gene Ontology annotation, molecular function: beta-carotene 15,15'-dioxygenase activity; all-trans-retinyl-ester hydrolase, 11-cis retinol forming activity; retinol isomerase activity.